CGCGGUGAGGACGCCGGUCGCCGUGGAAACCGAGGGCGUCGCUGCGGCGGAGCAGGUUGUCCUGGCCCGAGGCAGGGACAGUGCUUUGCAGUGGAAACUUUGGAUGGCUGCUUGCCUGUCUUAGAGUACCUGCCCUAGGAGGGUACACUCUGGUGUGACUAAGGUAUAUCUCUCAUAGUGAACCAGCACAAUGGAAAACACAGGGAAGACAAAUAAAAAAGACACACAAGAUAAGCCAAAAGAAAACAAACUGCCUACAAGUGAAGCCCUUCUAGACUAUCACUGUCAAAUAAAGGAAAAUGCAGUGGAGCGAUUCAUGUUUCAAAUAAAAAAGCUUAGAGAAAGGAACCAAAAGUAUCAUGAAAGAAACAGACACUUGAAGGAUGAACAAAUUUGGCACAUACAGAACCUACUAAAGGAGCUAAGUGAAGAGAAACCAGACACAUUACCAGCUGUAUCAAGGGAGGAUGUUGAAGAAGCGAUGAAAGAGAAAUGGAAGUUUGAAAGAGAUCAGGAAAAAAACUUAAAAGAUAUGCGCACACAAAUAACUAACACUGAGAAGCUAUUUAUUGAGAAACUCGGUGAAAAGGAAUAUUGGGAAGAGUACAAGAAUGUAGGGAGUGCACAACAUGCUAAACUCAUUACUUCCUUACAAAACGACAUCAACAGAGUUAAAGAGAAUGCAGAGAAAAUGUCAGAACAAUAUAAAAUCACUCUGGAAGAUGCUAGAAAGAGAAUUAUCAAAGAAACUUUGUUACAACUGGACCGAAAAAAGGAAUGGGCUACACAGAAUGCUGUCAGACUUAUUGACAAGAGCAGUUAUCGAGAGAUCUGGGAAAACGACUGGCUGAAAAAAGAGAUUGCAAUACACAGAAAGGAAGUUGAAAAAUUAGAAAAAGUUAUUCAUGAACUGGAAGAAGAAAAUUUGGUACUUAUUGAUCAGCUUUUCAACUGUAGACUUGUGGAUCUCAAAAUACCCAGGCAGUUGUACCUCACUCAAGCUGCUGGGUAUAAAGGGCCACCUGAAAGGAAGCCUUUGGAGCUGCCGGCAAUCUGUCCAGAAGAGAAGUCAAAAGUGCGACCCAUGGAAGUAGAAAGCAGAGCUACGACAAUCUCAUCAGCUGAGAGCAGUACUCUCCGCCUUAGCCUGCAAGACAGCAUCAGGGAUGCCCGGCAUCUCAAGAUGGAGGAGGAGGAGGAGGAGGAGGAGGAGCUCACAAGCCCAGAGUUUGGAAGUUCUGAUAUGAAGUAUCUGCUUUACGAGGAUGAGAGGGAUUUCCGGGAGUAUGUCAAGUUAGGUCCCCUGGAAGUUAAACUCAUGUGUGUGGAAGGCAAGAAAAUGCCCAUUCAUCCUCAAGAUAAGGAUGCUCCAAUCAAAUUGCACGAAGAUGUCAGAAGCCCAGAAAGUUGCAUCACCUAUAAGAUGGUGAAGUCUCUUCUCUAA
This is a messenger RNA of Ochotona curzoniae (black-lipped pika), 1444 nucleotides long. RefSeq names its product coiled-coil domain containing 83 (gene CCDC83). Lineage: Eukaryota; Metazoa; Chordata; Mammalia; Lagomorpha; Ochotonidae. Bases 191 to 1444 code for a protein of 417 amino acids. The transcript is spliced from 12 exons. The record is from RefSeq and is a predicted model, not a curated record.